Molecule: messenger RNA, 954 nt
Organism: Diaporthe batatas
Lineage: Eukaryota; Fungi; Ascomycota; Sordariomycetes; Diaporthales; Diaporthaceae
Exons: 2
Coding region: 1-954 (317 amino acids)
Source: RefSeq, a predicted model, not a curated record
AUGCCUGCAAGAGGCCCAUCAGGACCAUGGCAACGCCUCAAGCCGGUCGAACUGGACCCCCUCGAGAGCAUGGGCUUACCCUCCAAGGGCGAGACGAGACUUCUCGAUCACAAGAACCAGGAGCGCUACUACACAAAGAUUGUCGAGCGUUAUCUCAGCUUCUGCUCCGAUGCUACCGACCGUGAUUCGCUUCUUGAGAAAUUUGGCUCGCUUUCCAUCGCCAAGGAAAGGGGCGCAUCCUCAGGUACCGACGCCUCAGCAGAUUCCGGAACAAGCGCCUCUACCAUCUCUGCGGCAAACACGGCAUCCACCCCAUCGGUCGCGCCCUCUUUCCCUGCACCCACGCUUCCGCAGACGGGUACCAAGGACCUGUCCACCGUCUUGAUGGCUCUGCGGAAACUCCGUGAAGGGCUUGUGGCCUCAAAGCGCAUCGACGACUUCGCAACACAGGCCUACCUGUUCAACGUGCGAACCGCCAUUCUUGUCAAGCAUUCCGAGAGCUACCACCCCGCAAUCCUGUACCUCUUGCGCACCAUCCACCCAAAGCACCCUCUCACCAGUUUCGAAUUGCGCGAGGUGACAGGCUACCUCGUGCUUGACGCCGCAUGCCGCAGAGGCGACCUGGCCGAAGCCUUCGCCUUGCGCAACCGUUUCAAGUUGCGGGACGCAAAAGUUGAUGCCGUCCUGCAGGCGUUGGCUCGCGAUGACUUCAUCGCAUUCGGUAGGGUAAAGGCGACUGUCGACGGCCACCAGGCCAAGUUCCUCGAGUUCUGCGAGGAUGGCUUAAGGCGCCAUACGCUCAAGUGCUUCGGGCGGGCAUACCUGUCCGUCGAUGUCCCUUAUCUCGAGAAGGCUACCGGGGCGACAUUUCUUGAGCUUGUCGAGAGAGAUGGCGUUGGCUGGCACUCGGACGGCUCCAAGGUCGUCAUACGCAGCAUCAAGGGGCGUUCCUAA